Balaenoptera acutorostrata (minke whale) is the source of this 685-nucleotide messenger RNA. Its product is annotated as cAMP-specific 3',5'-cyclic phosphodiesterase 4D-like. The coding region runs from base 187 to 579 and encodes 130 amino acids. The record is from RefSeq and is a predicted model, not a curated record. NCBI's taxonomy places the organism in Eukaryota, Metazoa, Chordata, Mammalia, Artiodactyla, Balaenopteridae. The transcript is spliced from 4 exons.
AUGGGAUGCAUGCAGUUCACAAGAGAGAGCCUAUAGAAGAAAAGACUGAAGGUUGAAGCCGGUGAAUGAGAGUGGGUAGGAGCAGUCAGAGAGAAUGCCAAUUGGCUUUUGAGUGGAUAAGUGUUGCAGUGAGAGCAGUGACGUUGAAAACAACUAUUGCCUGUUUGAAUUACUUAAAGCACCACCAUGAAAAGAAAUACCUGUGAUUUGCUUUCUCGGAGCAAAAGUGCCUCUGAGGAAACACUGCAUUCCACUAAUGAAGAGGAAGACCCUUUGCGAGGAAUGGAACCCUAUCUUGUACGGAGACUUUCUUGCCGCAGUGUCCAGCUUCCCCCUCUCGCCUUCAGACAGUUGGAACAAGCUGACUUGAAAAGUGAAUUGGAGAACACUCAAAGACCAACCAGCCUCCCCCUGAAGAUUCUACCCCUGAUUGCUAUCACUUCCGCAGACUCCAGUGGGGACCCCAACUGCCUCUCCUCCAGCAGCCUUGGGUUUCUCUCCGGACUAUGCAAGUCAGGCCUCAGAGCUGACAGCUCUGGUGACUACGUGCUCCAUUUUCCUGCCAAGCUGCAAGCAUAGGUGCUCUCCAAGGCAGCCUGUGAGCCCCUUCCCUCCUCCGGCUCCACUCCUGCCCUGCACGCUGCAUCUGCCAUUCGGUAACUCGGGCAGCGGGGAUGCUAAGGAC